AUGCUAUCUCUCGACGAAACACUAAGGCUCAAUAACGAAGGUGUGGCCCUAUUCCAGGCCAACGAACCCUCCAGGGCUGCCGAAAAACUGCACUCAUCACUUAUUGGAGCAAGAUCCCUCAUUCAUCGUAGAGCUCAAGCAGAUCAAGAAAUCAGCAGUAAUCCAAAUGCACCACACCUUCUGCAGUGCUGUGCAACAUCUCGAACGCGGGCUUGCUGCAGCAAAGAUCGAAACGAAUUCUUCCUUUACUUGCGCGCAUUCGCUUUCAGAGAAGAACCUGAAGGCGAGGGACGAUCGAUGCAAGCGCUAUCUGUUUACAGUGCAGGCAUUCUUUUUAAUCUUGCCAUCUUGUAUCACACGCGCUGGAUGAAAAACGGGUCACCUUCCCUUCUGGACAAGGCAGCCGUUUUUUAUAGUACACUUCUUCAGAUAAUUCAAGCAAACGAUGGCUUUGAGCACAAUCCAGAGUUGCUACUUCUAGCUUUUGUCACCUGCAACAAUUUGGCUCAAAUCGAACUUGAGAGGGGUAUGGUUGAAGACUUCAAUCAGCAUCUCCGUUACAUGACUCGAAUUUUGUAUACAACGAAGAGAACGCUAGUUGUGACGCUACCAACAAGGGAGUUUGAAGGCCUUUUCUCCAACACUUUAUCAGCAGGCCGUUUGAGUACAGCUGCAGCAGCAUGA
Messenger RNA from Cylindrotheca closterium, 684 nucleotides. Lineage: Eukaryota; Bacillariophyta; Bacillariophyceae; Bacillariales; Bacillariaceae. The record is from the annotation of a GenBank genome assembly.